Messenger RNA from Helianthus annuus (common sunflower), 789 nucleotides. RefSeq names its product secreted RxLR effector protein 161-like. The coding region runs from base 1 to 789 and encodes 262 amino acids. NCBI's taxonomy places the organism in Eukaryota, Viridiplantae, Streptophyta, Magnoliopsida, Asterales, Asteraceae. The record is from RefSeq and is a predicted model, not a curated record. The transcript has a single exon.
AUGCUUUCUCAGCACCUGUUAUCGAAUGGCUUCACACGAGGGAAGGUAGAUGCAACUCUCUUCACAAAGGAAGUCAGUGGUCAUCUUCUGAUCGUACAAAUUUACGUUGACGACAUAAUCUUUGGGUCUAUCAAUGACGAGCUCUUCAAAGAAUUUGAGAAAGUUAUGAAGCAGAAGUUUGAAAUGUGCUCAAUGGGAGAGAUGAAGUUCUUCCUGGGCUUGCAGGUCGAUCAACUGCCAGAGGGGAUCUUUAUACAUCAAAAGAAGUACGUUCAUGAGAAAUUCAGUAUGUCAGGGACCUCUGCUACGUCUACCCCAUUAGCAACUAACCAUGGUAUCAAUACGGAUGUCACGGGAGAAAAGGUUGAGGAAACCUUGUACUGGUCAAUGAUUAGUUCUCUCAUGUACUUAACCGCAUCAAGACCUGAUAUAAUGUACCCAACUUGCCUCGCGGCCCGAUAUCAGUCAAGCCCAAGAGCCUCACAUCUCAUGAUCGUGAAAAGCAUCUUACGCUACCUGAAAGGAACUCCAAGCUUAGGCAUGUGGUAUCCCAAAGAUGGUGAUUUCAGACUUGAGGGCUACUCAGAUUUGGAUUUCGGUUGCUGCAAAUUCAAUUCAAAGUCUACAACUUCAGGCUGCCAAUUCUUCGGCCCACGACUGGUAACUUGGCAGUGUAAGAAACAAACCACAGUCGCGCUCUCAACAUGCGAAGCUGAGUAUGUCUCAGCUAGCACUUGCUGUUCACAGAUUCUAUGGAUUCAGCAGCAAAUGAGGGACUAUGGUUCGUAA